AUUUCGUUAUCCGUUUGUAGACGUUGCAAACUCCUCACUUCCACUUGAGCAUGGCUUCGUCUUCCUCGACUCUGCUCCUUCCACUUGGUUCUUCUGGAAAAAGGAUAUCUGCAAAUUAUCAAGGCAUUUCCUGCGCAAAAGUUCGGGGUGUGCUUGUGCGAUGUUCAAAUUCAGAACUUACUGUUAAAGCUGCAAGAUCAAGAGGAUAUAUGGAUCAGUUCUGUUUAACGAAACGAAGAGAUAUGAUUGGGUUGCUUCUUGGAGUUUCAAGCCUUGUGAUAGACUCAUUUGAAGCAGAGGGAGCUGGCUUACCCCCAGAAGAAAAGCCCAGGCUAUGUGAUGGUUCUUGUGAGAAAGAGCUUGAAAAUAUACCUACGGUAACUACAGAGUCCGGUUUGCAGUACAAGGAUAUAAAAGUUGGUCAAGGCCCCAGCCCACCAGUUGGAUUUCAGGUGGCGGCGAAUUAUGUUGCCAUGGUUCCAUCUGGACAAAUAUUUGACAGUUCCUUGGAGAAGGGUCAAGUUUAUAUAUUUCGUGUUGGCUCUGGUCAGGUGAUCAAGGGACUUGAUGAAGGGAUCUUAUCCAUGAAAAUAGGAGGGAAGCGCCGACUCUACAUCCCAGGAUCGUUGGCGUUUCCCAAGGGUCUCAAUUCAGCUCCAGGAAGGCCAAGGGUGGCUCCAAGUAGUCCGGUCAUUUUCGACGUGAGUUUAGAAUACGUACCAGGCCUUGAAAUUGAGGAAAUUGAGGAAGAGUAAGAGAACAGAUACCUCCCUUCUUUAAUUUAUCUUUUCUUAGUUGUGCCAUUUUUUUCUAAACAGUGGAGCCACAAAGGGAACCAUGAUGUAAGGACUUGCAUUGAAUAUGCCAAUUAAUUCAUCUUUUUUCUGUUUCAA
Prunus avium (sweet cherry) is the source of this 893-nucleotide messenger RNA. RefSeq names its product FKBP-like peptidyl-prolyl cis-trans isomerase family protein. Lineage: Eukaryota; Viridiplantae; Streptophyta; Magnoliopsida; Rosales; Rosaceae. Gene Ontology annotation, molecular function: peptidyl-prolyl cis-trans isomerase activity. The record is from RefSeq and is a predicted model, not a curated record.